Molecule: messenger RNA, 1071 nt
Organism: Opisthorchis viverrini
Lineage: Eukaryota; Metazoa; Platyhelminthes; Trematoda; Opisthorchiida; Opisthorchiidae
Exons: 8
Coding region: 1-1071 (356 amino acids)
Source: RefSeq, a predicted model, not a curated record
AUGAGGUUCGAGGACAAUGGCUGUGUUCAGUUAGUAAUCCUACAAAGGGAGUUGCCGACAUACGAGUGUGCAUCCAUCCAAACGCAACCUCCUCACCUAAGCAGUGACUACGCACCCAAAAUAUGGAAGUCCACAUCUGUUGGCAAGCUAUUCGAGAUAGCGCAGUAUAUUUUCAUAAAGGAAACUACUCACAAGGUUGCUGAAAAAUCUUCGACAGCCCACGACCGGUUUCGCUCUUCUUGGCGCUCAUCAGGUCCGCGCAGUUUCCGAGUUUCCGUCAACCUGAAUCCAAAUUGGACUGUUUUCGAGAACCACACUCAUUUCAGUUUUCAACAACUUUUCAGUAGUUCUCAGCAUUCUUUCUUUGGAUCAAUAAACAGUCCUUACUCGGAUAGCCUGUCACUUUUUGCAGGAUGGCGUAGCUAUCUUGUGUUGAUGCUGUGCCUGCCAAAGCAGGGUAUCCAGCAUAAGCUGGACACGCUCACUCCGUAUGUCAGAUAUCCGGAGUUCGAACCUCGGCACGGUCGGGGACAUGCACUGCUGCUGUCACCAGAAGAAGGCACGAGGGCUGGGAUACUGCCAGGUUGCGCAAGCCUAGACAGGGGAAGUCGAGAGGCAGAGGUCGGGUUCAAACCACGGACCUUCCAGUCAAUAGACUCCCCCUCUUCCCUCUGUAACCAGUAUGGUCUCCUUGUUGCUGAAAAUUCUUCGACAGCCCACAACCUGUUUCGCCCUUCUUGGAACUUAUCAGUUAGACGCAGUCCCCGAGUUUUCGUUAACCUUAUGUUCUACUUGAAACCAAACUGUACGAAAUUAGUGAAAUGCAUUAACUUGCAAAUAGCACAUUGCGUUGGACAAGGCUUACACUGCAAAACCUGUGUGCGGAAUAAAACUUUCUACGUCAAAAUAUUGCAUUUUGUCGCGUAUGAGCACAAACCAAAAUCCAUUAUAAUCUCUGCUCGAAUCUUUGCAGCUCACCGAAUUACAUUGUCCGCUGAAGCAAACAUACCUCUGGCGGGAAAAUUCUGUUGGAAUACUUUCCUAACAUCACUGAUACCCCGAGAUGCCUAG